GAGGACCAUCAUGAAAUAGAAGGUCAUUCCCCACCAUCAACACCAACUUUUGAAGAUGCUCAACCUCGGCUACUGGUCAGAAAGACAGAGGAUGAAAAGAAGACUGUAACCGCAGCAAUCUUUCGUGGCAUAGGGACUGGACCAAGACAGCAAGUACCUCCCCAUAAUGUCAGGAUGACAGAAGAUGACGAUCAGACUGGAGACAGUGGAAUGGGAACUGGGUCUGACGAUCCGUGGGAUGUUCGAAGUUUCCCUUUUCAUCGAAAUGUCAGGAUGACAGAGAAUGAUGAUGAGACCGCAGACAUGAGAACUGGUGUUCCCCCCUUUCGUCCCAUUCGUCGGAUAAGAGGUGGACGAACAGAUGUAUCUUCAGAUAAAGGUAAU
This is a messenger RNA of Geodia barretti, 384 nucleotides long. The record is from the annotation of a GenBank genome assembly. NCBI's taxonomy places the organism in Eukaryota, Metazoa, Porifera, Demospongiae, Tetractinellida, Geodiidae.